Messenger RNA from Malaya genurostris, 2174 nucleotides. It is a transcript of the gene ball, whose product is annotated as nucleosomal histone kinase 1. The record is from RefSeq and is a predicted model, not a curated record. The coding region runs from base 189 to 2039 and encodes 616 amino acids. Gene Ontology annotation, biological process: peptidyl-serine phosphorylation; signal transduction. Gene Ontology annotation, cellular component: cytoplasm; nucleus. Lineage: Eukaryota; Metazoa; Arthropoda; Insecta; Diptera; Culicidae. The transcript has 2 exons. Gene Ontology annotation, molecular function: protein serine/threonine kinase activity; ATP binding.
CAGCAGUGUCAAAUCAAACAAUCAGUUACAAAUUCCGAUACAUUUUGCACUGCCGAAAAGGUUGUUUUAGUUUAGUGGCGAUAAACUUUUCGCGUUUUUUCCUGAAAACCUGCGGUAUAUUUUAUUUGUUUGUCAAUUCGACGUUGUUUAGUGUUUUCGGUUUAGCAAAUUUGCCGGAAUUUUUGGCAAUGGCUCCAAGUAAGAAUGCGGGUGGUGGAAGGAAAAAAGCCGCCAACGGUUACCAGAUGCCAGCUCCGGUGCCUCUGGGUACGAUUCUAACCGAUAUGUCUAAGCGUCAGUGGAAAACCGGUCCUUCCAUCGGCAGCGGGGGGUUUGGCGAAAUUUAUUGCGCUUGUGAAGCUGGAUCCAGCGUAAAAAAAGCAGACGAUUAUCCGAAUGUUGUGAAGAUUGAACCCCACGGAAAUGGUCCAUUGUUUGUGGAAAUGCAUUUCUACAUGCGUAACGCCAAGCAGGAUGAUAUUGAAAAGUUCAAAAAAGCUCAUGGCUUAAAGCAUCUGGGAAUGCCUUAUUUCGUAGGUAAUGGUUCUCAUGAGCUGCAAAACUUGAAGCACCGUUUCUUGAUAAUGCCUCGCUAUAGCUACGAUUUAUGGGGCAUCUUCCUCAAGAACAACAAGUGCUUUCCACUGUACACGAUCUAUCGGAUUUCACUACAGAUGCUAGACGUUUUGGAGUACAUUCAUGAGUGUUCCUAUGUGCACGCUGAUCUAAAGGGAGCAAAUAUUUUACUAGGUUUCGGUAAGGUGGCCAGUAAACAGCAACUGUUUUUAGUUGAUUUUGGUCUUACCAGUCAUUACACGACAAAGGAUUUUAAACCCGAUCCGAAGAAAAUGCACAACGGCACGAUUGAGUACACAUCGAGAGAUGCACACCAGGGAGUGCCAACAAUGCGAGGGGAUAUGGAAAUAUUAGCGUACAAUUUAAUUCAAUGGGCAGGGACGCUGUUGCCCUGGGAAGCGGAAAAACUGCUUGCAAAUCCAAAUAAAGUUCAAGAAUCGAAGGAAAAGUACAUGAAAGACGUGAGUGGAUUCAUGAAAUAUUGCUUUAAAAAGGAAAUACCGAAGCCAUUACAUGAGUAUACUAAAUACGUUGCCACGUUGAAAUACGACGAAAAACCGGACUACCAGAAAUGUAGAAAAAUUUUCGAAUUAGGUCUCAAAGAGCUAGGUAAAUCGAAUUCCGGUGAUCUGGAGUUUGAAAUCAAAACAGCUUCGAAAAAGCAGAUAUCUGUCGCUGAUUCAACGGAGUCGUCAGGACCGAUGGCUCGGCCACGUGGAAGACCUGCAAAAGUUAUUAGCACUUCUCCGGAUACAACUUCGUAUACGGAACCGGUGAAACGAAAACCGGAGACACCGUCGAAAGCAACUCAGCGAAAGAAAAGAAAUGUCGUUGUAGAAUCCCCUGAGCCCGUACUGCAUGGCAACAGAACUUCGACCCCAUCGUCCGAUGCCAUUUCAACGAAACUUUCCUCCAUGCAACAAACCGGAUCUAUCAGACUGACCACCAAUGGCGGGAGCGGAAGCACACCAAAAUCCAAGAGUAAUGUGAAGAAAACAUAUGCUUUCAAUUUCGAACUCGAUGUUAGCAUUGAUGCCGAUGUAAUCGUAAACGUUCGCCGCAAGAAAAAAGAAUCCUCCACUCCGAAGGGAACACCAAACAUGUUUUCUACGUUAUCGGAGCAAAGAACCACUCGGGCAUCACCGUCGCCCGCUCCUACACCCUCGCCACCGAAACGUUCUCGGCGACAGAAUGCUUCGUACCAGCCAAAUAGUACUACAGAAGAUACCAGUGUGAGUGUGAUAUCACUCAAUACUACCGAGGAACACUCUGCUGUUCAUCCGGACGACGAUACGGUUCCCAACAGUGAUCCGAACACCCCAGAACCUCGUUAUAAUGCUUCUCGGUCAAUCAUCCAAACACCGAGUCGAGGACGUAAAGCAGCCACAUUGGUUAAAAGCAACGCACGAAUCGGUGAAACUGUUCGGGCAGGCGAGUACAAAGGCAAGAAGGCGAAAUCAUAACCAGUGGACUGAGUAAAAAAAUACGGCAUUUUCUGCGCAACUGAUGCCCCUGGAGCUUUUGUUUCACUAAAUAGUUUUUUACUGUCAAAUUUUAAAUCGUAUUAUUUAAAAUUAGUGCCACCAUUGUACUUGUUA